Molecule: messenger RNA, 1639 nt
Organism: Linum tenue
Lineage: Eukaryota; Viridiplantae; Streptophyta; Magnoliopsida; Malpighiales; Linaceae
Source: the annotation of a GenBank genome assembly
CUUUCACCGAAAAUCGAAUCGAUGCAUAAAGACUAUAAAUUUGUUUUGCUGGAGGAAGGAACGUCGCAGAACCCAAUUCAAGUCGGCAUACCUCGUAGUAUACUUCUCGCCCUUCUUGUCACGAGGCUUGUCGUCGAUUUCAAGAAUUACGAGGACGAGCAAUGCUCUAAUAAGUUGCCGCUUAGCUUGCUCCUUUCUCGCUGACUGGAUCCGCUCCCUCUCUCCGACGACAGCUCCAACACUGUCGACGACUCUGCUCAAAAGUAGGUUAUAAGUUGCAGAGAACAUUAUUCGUCCUGCCGCGCUUCAGUUAACGCAUCAAAUGUAUCACCAGAGCACGUCCUUGGUUGAGGAACAACUUGAUCCUUUUUCACUCGUUGCUGAUGAGUUAUCGCUUCUUGCCAAAAAGUUGCGGGAAAUGGUAGUUGCUGAGGUUCCCAAGCUCGCAUCAGCUGCUGAAUACUUCUUUAAAAUUGGAGUGGAAGGGAAGAGGUUCCGCCCAACGGUGUUGUUGCUGAUGGCAACAGCUCUAAAUGUGCACCUACCUGAACCUAUACCUAAUGGUGGUGCUCCCAUGGCUGCAGAGCUACGUGCAAGACAGCAACUUUUAGCACAGAUCACAGAGAUGAUUCAUGUAGCAAGUCUUCUCCAUGACGAUGUUUUGGAUGAUGCAGACACGAGACGUGGUAUCGAUUCGUUAAACUUUGUUAUGGGCAACAAGGUAUCAGUCCUAGCUGGAGAUUUCCUACUUUCAAGGGCUUGUGUAGCACUAGCUUCUUUGGGGAACCCUGAGGUCGUUUCACUAGUGGCGAAAGCUUUGGAGCAUCUUGUAACUGGUGAGACCAUGCAGAUGACUACUACCACUGAGCAACGUUGUAGCAUGGAAUAUUAUAUGCAAAAGACUUACUACAAGACUGCGUCUCUGAUUUCCAGUAGCUGCAAGGCAGUUGCUCUUCUUGCUGGGCAAACUGGUGAAGUGGCAACACUGGCUUUUGAGUAUGGAAGAAAUCUGGGUAUGGCGUUUCAGUUGAUAGACGAUGUUCUUGAUUUCACUGGCACGUCUGCUUCACUUGGAAAAGGAUCACUGUCAGACAUACGCCAUGGAAUAGUAACUGCUCCGAUACUAUUUGCCAUGGAGGAGUUUCCCCAGCUGCGUGCAAUUAUUGAUCAAGGAUUCAAGGAUCCCAAGAAUGUGAACCUUGCACUUGAAUACCUUGGAAAGAGCCAUGGAAUACAAAGGACAAGAGAGCUUGCAGCACAACAUGCUAGCCUUGCUGCAGAAGCUAUUGAUUCUUUACCAGAAACUAUUGAUGAGGAUGUGCAGAGGUCGAAGCGAGCUUUGAUAGACAUCACACAACGAGUAAUCACCAGGAACAAGUAACAAGAAAGGCCCACACCUGAGUCCUUGCUUGGCAUAAUGAACUGCACAAUAUUUUUGCAGUAAUUUUGUUCCAGUGUUCCUAUAAUUCGAGAGAAAAUUAGUUCCCCCUCUCAUUAAUCUAAUUGCUUUAAGGGUGGGGCGGACCAAUGCUGUCUAGAUCAGUAUAAAUUCUGCUCCAAAUCAAUCCCAGAUUAGCUGCAGUGAAGUUGAUUGUUUUCUAGUUUUUGUGCUGUUAUAAUCAAGUUGCCUAUCGGCCUG